Molecule: messenger RNA, 809 nt
Organism: Colletotrichum phormii
Lineage: Eukaryota; Fungi; Ascomycota; Sordariomycetes; Glomerellales; Glomerellaceae
Exons: 1
Coding region: 443-760 (105 amino acids)
Source: RefSeq, a predicted model, not a curated record
CCACCCAUCCGACAUUUUAUACUGCGAUUGCCAUUGGCUAUCCGUCGACUAGGUAUUCCGUCGAGUCUACUGCAUUCUACUGCAUAUUCGACCUCAGAAGCCUUCCCUGAACGCCCCAGGGAUAACGCCAACGAGUUAUACCCGUCCAAAGCGCCCUUCUUGAUUCCUUCUUCAACCCUUGGCCGCUGCCAGUCCGAGCCUUUGGGCCAAUAACAUCUACGAAAACCCCUUUACCGUUUCCCAGCAUGUUUGGUUUCUCCAGACCUAUCUCCAGAGCCCACAAUAUCGUCCCUCGUGGACCAGGACCACUCCAGCUCCUCACAGUCUCACACACUUGCCGUUACAAUUGGGGUCUCUUCGGGUACUUGAUGGGCUGCCGCGUCGACCACAUCUUCGGCGCCGUGUCGCGGGACACGUCGAUUCAACACCACUCAUACAAAUAAUGCGCUAUCCUCGUGCCUCCCGCCGUCUUCCGUCGAAAGUGCUGGCCUACCCUAGCGCUGGCUUUUUCGCGCCGCUUGUUGCAUCCUUCCAAUCAUCCGCUACGCUUGUCGCUCUUCUCCCUUAUGGUUUGAGACCAAUGACCUGUCAGCUGUCAGCCAGUCAGUCUCAAGAUGUCCCGCGGUCCACACCAUUAACGAGCUGGGAUCCAGGAACACGACCGAGACUUCAUCCACACACCGUGCCACCACCCACACGGAGCAAAGGCUAUGCUAAAUCGAGACAGGUCGUUGGGGACUGGCACGACUGGGUUGUGUAAAGUGCGAUAAUUCAUGCCUGUUUUCUCUAAGUAUAGUGUUACCCUUAGG